Vespa mandarinia (Asian giant hornet) is the source of this 3126-nucleotide messenger RNA. RefSeq lists its product as uncharacterized. NCBI's taxonomy places the organism in Eukaryota, Metazoa, Arthropoda, Insecta, Hymenoptera, Vespidae. The record is from RefSeq and is a predicted model, not a curated record.
AUGGCGUCGCUGUCAUCGACUAUCACAGACUUUCCGCGUGAGCAAGCAAAACGUCGUCGUCUUUGUCGUCAUCCUAAUAGUAGCAACAAUAGUAGUACUAAUAGUAAUAAUAGUGGUUGUCAUCGUGUUCACAUGGACGAGGCACUGCACUACAAACGACGAAGAAUAAAGAAGAGAAGAAGGUGCGAACGCGCGCCCUCGACGGGGCGUCUCUCUCUGUUUUCUGUUUUCUGUUUUCUCUCUCUUUCUCUCUCUCUCUCUCUCUCUCUCUCUCUCGGUGGUCGCGCGUGCCAAACUCUCUUUCUGGUCCGAGCGUGCGGAGAGAGAGAGAGAGAACGACGAGGAGCGUGUUUCUCGUGGUCGAGGUGGUCUUCUCGUUUCGAUUUCAAGCGUAGCACGCCUCGCGACGCACUUCGGAACGGCGGCGUUGGCUCGUCGAACGCUCGCCGACGAGUUCGCGUGGCUCCACCGCCUCCUCCUCCUCCUCCUCCUCCUCCUCCUCCUCCUUCUCUUCUUCCUCCUCCUUCUCCACCACCACCACCACCUUCCUCCCCCUCCCCCUCUCCCUCUCCCUCCGCCACCUCCACCUCCGCCUCCACCACUACCAGCAGGACAACCACCACCACUUGCACCACCACUGCCACCACUAGCAGCAGCAGCAGCAGCAGCAGCAGCAGCAGCAGCACCAGCAGCAGCACCAGCAGCACUUGCAGCACGCACCGCGCCGGCGACGACGCUCUUCGAGCACCGAUCACCGCCGACUGCCGGCGUCGACGCUCUCUCGACGUACGCGCUCCUUCUUGGCGCGAGCGCCGCGGACAUUACGUGCCAAGGGGACCUUCCGACCGCAUCUUCUGUCUCUCCGCUGCCAAUAGAGUUCAAAGAGCAUUCACCACUUCCUCUUUCUUACGGCCGACGAGACAGUACACCCGACGAUCAGCUGAUCGCCACGCGCUCCAACCCCCUUGUUUCUCUCUCUCUCUCUCUCUCGCUCUAUCUAAGUGUCUAUCUAUCUAUCUAUCUAUCUUUAUCUCUGUCUCUCUCUCUCUCUCUCUCUCUCUCUCUCUCUCUCUCUCUCUCUCUUGUCCUAUCCCUAAAGAAAAUCACUGCAUUCACAUUCUCUCUCUCUCUCUCUCUCUCUCUCUCUCUCUCUCUCUCUGUCAUUCGCUCUCUAUAUAAUUUUAUCUACCUAGGAAUAUUGACAGUUCGUUUCUUUUUUUUCUGUCUUUCCUUCUUUUUGUGUGAAAAGCUUCUAUAUACACGAUCUGUCUAUCCUACGUUUCAGAGCACGAGCUACAACCAUCCACUCGUCUCGGCGGCCGGGCGUGCACUGCCUUCCUCGAUCGCCGGUUGGUUCACGAGAUCCUCCGUACAACUCUCCUCGUCGGUGCGCGAGGCCGUUCGCCCGUGUAUCGGCCCUCCCGUAUUUCUCUUCGUCUUCUUAUUACAGCCAACACCGACCGUAGCCGGUGGCCGCGACGUCGGGUUUUUCCCUUUUUGUCCAAUCGAUCGUCUCAUCGAACUAUUCCAGAAAAAGUGCUUUUCCUUUUUUAAUUUUUUUUUUCUUCGUAUUACCAAUCGAAAGAAUAAAUCGUGUAAGUCGAAGAGUGAAGAAAGAGAGGGGAAAAAAUAUGAAAGGAGAGAAAAUGAAAAUAAAAAAAAAAAUAAGAAAAGAAAGAACAAAUCAAUAUAGCAAUUUCAUUCGUAUAUUUACAUGGCCGAAUAAGUUCACCUACGGAAUCGUUUAUUUCAACGGCUGAAAGAUAAUGUUCGCGCAUUGCGGCGUUUUUAUCGAAUACCUACCUACCUAUCCUAUCCUAUCCUAUCCUAUCCUAUCCUAUCCUAUCUAGCUAUGCAACCUUCUUCCUUAUUCUGGCAUUCGUUCUGUAAAAGUUCCGACAAGCUGUCGGUAUAUCCGAGCGUGGAACUUUUAAAUUGAGUGCAUCGCGAGUGCCGACGAUGUACGGACGUCAUUCUGACGGUUGAUUUCCUGUCUGUCCCUGAGAGCGUCCGUCUCGCGCCUGACAACGCGACUGGCAUGGCCUGCGAAUAUUCGUUAUUUUUUCUUUUUUGUUACUUUUUUCGUUUUUUCUCUUCUUUUUUUUGUUUUUCUUGUCCUUUUUUUCCUCUCUUUGAAGGAUAUAACUUUUCGAGAUACAAAUCUACACCAACGAAAACGUCGAAGGAAUAUAGAUAUAGAAUAUAAGAAAACAGUUGAAAAAGCAGCGAGAGAUCGAAUGGUGAUGUUCGAUGACGAAGGAACAAAGAAUCUCUCUCUCUCUCUCUCUCUCUCUCUCUCUCUCUCUCUCUCUCUCUCUCUCUCUCUCUAGAUCGAUCGAUCGCCGAAGGCCGUAGAUGUGGGUGUCACUAUCCAAGACUUUCGUAGCGGAAUCGAUCCAACGCUUUUUCUACGGUGUGACCGGGAUGUAGACAAAUCAAUGGCCACGCCUUGGAGAAACAGAACCGUUGUCUAACGAAGACAAAGACGCCUACGUUCGAAUACUAUCGCGAGAUCCAAAAAAUUUUCUUAAGAAAACACCUCCUUCGAUAAUUGCUUCGUUCUAUGUUAAACUCCGAACUGACUGACUGACUGACAGAUUGACUGACUGAUUUUAAAAUACUUUUAAAAACAUGUUUUCCUUCGUACGAAUGAAAAUUCUAAUGGUUGAUCGGAAAGUAUUGUCGACUAGAAUAUCGAAAAUCGUAUAAGCGUUACCUCUCGAUAAAACGUACUGUAUACGAGGAAGAGAAUCCUAAUCUAUCCUCUUUCUUUUUCUCUUUCUCUUUCUGUCUUAGCGACGUACGGGAAUCUGAAGGCACGAGCGGUGUCUUAGGUAAUGGAGCCACGUACGACGAGGUCGCGACACGCGACCUCGAUAGGUCGAAGAACGUAGCAGGUACGCAAGAGGUUCAAUCAUUUUUUUCCGAUCAUCCUCGACGGCACGGUUCUUCUUCUCUUCUCUCCUUCUCGCAAAACUAUGCGUUUGCGUCGGGAAUCUUCGAUAUCAAGCAAACCUGAAAUUAUCAUAAACGCCAUCUCGAUUUGUGUGGACGACAGGUCCUUAUUUCUUUUAUUUAUUUAUUUGUUUCUUUCCUUUCCUUUUUUAAAACUCCAUUUUUGAUCUU